UGUGACAUCCACCCCCCCUGAGCCACACUGUCAGGGCUACAGCCCACCGCCUCAGUUUAACAUUAGGAGGCUAGCAGUGAUCCAACAUCCAUAAUGUUAGACAACGAUGAGUUCAUGUUGGAGACUUCCCCGCGGGAGCUCACCCAGAACCCGCUUAGGAAGAUCUGGAUGCCGUGUAAAAACGGGCACAUAGCUCAGAGACGGGUAUGUAUGACAAACUGCCCGACCCUUAUUGUGACUGUUGGACUUCCAGCUCGAGGGAAGACUUACAUUUCAAAGAAGCUUACACGCUACUUAAACUGGAUAGGUGUGCCAACCAGAGAGUUCAAUGUUGGCCAGUACCGGAGGGAGUGUCUAAAGAUCUACAAGUCCUUUGAGUUCUUCCGUCCAGAUAAUGAAGAGGGGUUAAAAAUCAGACGCCAGUGUGCGUUGGCAGCACUUAAUGAUGUCCGGCAGUACCUGAGUGUGGAAGGAGGACAGGUGGCGGUGUUUGAUGCCACAAAUACAACAAGAGAAAGACGAGGAACCAUCAUCAAGUUCGCUGAGCAGAAUGGAUUCAAGGUAUUUUUUGUGGAGUCUGUGUGUGAGGACCCAGAUGUUAUUGCACAAAACAUAGUGCAAGUUAAGUUGGACAGCCCAGACUACACACACUGCAACACAGAGGAGGUCAUUGAGGACUUCAUGAAGAGGAUCAAGUGUUACGAGUCCUCCUACCAGCCUCUGGACGAGGUUCUGGACAGGGAUCUGUCCUACAUAAAGAUCAUGGACGUGGGCUGUCGUUACCUGGUGAACCGCGUCCUUGACCACAUCCAAAGCCGAAUCGUCUACUACCUGAUGAACAUUCACAUCACGCCACGCUCCAUCUACCUGUGUCGCCACGGGGAGAGCGACCUCAACAUCAAGGGACGGAUCGGAGGAGACUCUGGCUUGUCCGCCAGAGGAAAAGAGUUUGCCAAAAGUCUGAGGAAAUUCAUCCAGGACCAGAACAUCAAAGAUCUGAAAGUGUGGACCAGCCAAAUGAAGAGGACAAUUCAGACAGCGGAGUGCUUGGGAGUGCCGUAUGAACAGUGGAAGUCCCUCAACGAAAUAGAUGCUGGUGUGUGUGAGGAAAUGAUGUACGAGGAGAUCCAAGAGCAUUACCCUCUGGAGUUUGCACUGAGAGACCAAGACAAGUACCGCUACCGCUAUCCUAAAGGAGAGUCUUAUGAAGACCUGGUGCAGCGACUGGAGCCUGUGAUCAUGGAGUUGGAGAGACAGGAGAAUAUUCUGGUCGUUUGUCACCAGGCCGUCAUGCGUUGUCUUCUUGCAUAUUUCCUGGACAAGACUGCAGAUGAGUUGCCUUACCUUAAGUGUCCUUUGCACACGGUUUUGAAGUUGACCCCCAUGGCUUACGGAUGUAAAGUGGAGUCUGUCUAUUUAGGCGUGGAUUCUGUGAACACACAAAGAGACAGGCCAGAGGUAGGUAUCCCAGGCAGCACACAGAAAUGUCUCUCAGCAGACGACGUAGAAAACUUGAAUCCGCUUCAGGGUUGAUUCACCUCACUGCACAUCUUGUAUCGGGGACUCAAGCAGGAGAAUGCCUCACAGUGAACACUUUAACUGUAAAAGCUGUGUGUGACUUUCUUUGAUUUCUGGAAAGGCCCAUUGUAUGUCUUCCAUCAUAUUUAUCCUGCAUCUCCCUCCUGAAGCAAGGCUUCACAGUCAGUGCUGAUCCGUCCCUCUCUUCUUAUUGCACAGAUAAUGUAAAUCUUUCACACAUGGCAGAGGAAACCGUGUUCAGUCUCCAUCUACCAGUGAUCCCUGACAGCAAUCAAGACAACUGUGACAUCACUUACCAUUGACACUCCUACCUCCAUCCUGUCAGCAAUGACUUUUCUCUCAUUUCAUUUUUGCCUUUCAGUCGGAGCAGAAAUUGGCUUUUUCCUACAUUGGCCCUGAGAGCUCAACGCACUGCAACUUCAGAAAACACAUUUAAAUAAGACAAAAUGCUGAGAAAACACAACCCUACAAAUCUCACAGAACACAAUGGAAAUUAAUAAAACAAAAGAGGCUGGCUAUAUUAACCUCUUAGCAUUCCACCCCCUUUUUAAAGGGGUGGGAUGUUCAGGGGUAGAUAAAAGGUCAACAGUAUACGUCACAUAGAAGUGGUGUACAUCAUCUGAAAGCUGGGAACCUGAAGAUAAACUGAAGAUGCAGCUCAGCACUGUGUGUCAGGUUGUUCUAGUCAUAAAUCAGAAAUAAAAAAUAUUCGGGCGACCCAAUAGCCGUGUGAUUAGGGCGCAUACCACAUGGGUGCAAAUGCCCUGGGCAAUUAGUCGCCGGUUCGAUUCCCAGCUGGCCAGACCGUUUGCUGCAUGUUAUUCCCCUGGUGUAUAAGGGCUCAACAUUAUGAUUGAAAUUAUAUGAUGGCAUACCUACUAUAUGCUCACUUAUGUUUCAUAAGUUGUUGCAGCAAUUUUUGGGUUGAUACCAUUUGUUUCACAGAUUUGGUACUAAAUUUAACAAUUGUUUACCACUCGAAAAUUGAUAAAAAUGGUCGGAAAUUCCUCCAUAACACCACAUUAAGACACCAAAACCUUGAGGAACACCAUAGACAAAUGUAUGCUGUGAUUAUGGUUAAGAUGUUUUCUCCAUUUGCUUGUGUUUUGACUAGUUGCAGGGUGCUGAGUUCUCAGGUCCAACACAUUUUUUCUCCCUUUUACAUCUUUGUAGGGUUAGCGUACUUGUGCGUCUAUAUUUGUUAGGACCAAUUUGACUUAGACCUUGGGAGUGAGGACAUUUGGGCUGGACCUUUUUAAAGGGCUGUUUGAGGGUCCAGACUUGGUUUUAGAGUCAAGGUUAGAAUUAGGUUUAAAUUCAGUUUAGGGUAAGGGGCUAGGAAAUGCAUUGUCAAUGAGGUUCCUCACAAGUGUAGAAGUAGCCUAUAUGUAGCUCGUAUAACCCAUUGUACAUAUCAGCUUUCUCAUUUGAUUUUUUCUGUGCAUGCGUGCGUGUGUAAAUCUUUAAAUACCAUGUAGUUUGUUUUUUAACAAUGAAUGUUACCCUGAUUUAAUUAAAAUAAAGCCUGUUUUUUAUACUUCUGCAUACAAAUGACAAAUACAUUUACCUCAACAUGCUGCAUAUGAAUUGACGCACAAUAUAAUUUUCAUUGCAGUAAGUUUUUUUAAGCUAAUCUUUGUCUCUAUGUUAACACGUUUUUACUGUUUAAAUGUGAAGGGUUAAUGUGAAAUGCCCAACAAAAUUUGCAUCACUAGACCGCUCGAAUCAAGAUGUUCACUGUUAACUAUAACAUCAUUAAUAGUGUUAACUGGUUGUUGGAGAUCAAAUGUAAACUAACAGAUUUCUUUGUGUUUGUGAAGGUUAUUAUAAAUAUAAAAAUCCAAAUGGGAAAAAUAAACACUU
This is a messenger RNA of Sander lucioperca (pikeperch), 3402 nucleotides long. RefSeq names its product 6-phosphofructo-2-kinase/fructose-2,6-biphosphatase 4b (gene pfkfb4b). Gene Ontology annotation, biological process: fructose 2,6-bisphosphate metabolic process; fructose metabolic process. The record is from RefSeq and is a predicted model, not a curated record. The transcript has 13 exons. Lineage: Eukaryota; Metazoa; Chordata; Actinopteri; Perciformes; Percidae. The coding region runs from base 94 to 1533 and encodes 479 amino acids. Gene Ontology annotation, cellular component: cytosol. Gene Ontology annotation, molecular function: fructose-2,6-bisphosphate 2-phosphatase activity; ATP binding; 6-phosphofructo-2-kinase activity.